This is a messenger RNA of Linum tenue, 570 nucleotides long. The record is from the annotation of a GenBank genome assembly. Lineage: Eukaryota; Viridiplantae; Streptophyta; Magnoliopsida; Malpighiales; Linaceae.
AUGACGCCCAAGGUGCUCGCCCUCCAUUACCUUCUCACUCUUACCAUAACCCUAAUCCACAGUUUCUCCUCGGCCGAAUCCCAUAGCUUCGCCACCAAAUCGUCCCGAGCAGCGAUAGGCCUCAAGGAAGAGAAGAUUACCCACCUCCACUUCUACAUGCACGACGUCUUCGGCGGGCCCAAAGCCACGGCGAUCCCCGUCACCAAAGUUCUGGACAACAACACGUUUUAUGGCGGGCUGUACAUGGCCGACGACCCGCUGACUUUGGGCCCCCGGCGGGACUCCAAGCCCGUAGGGAACGGGCGGGGAACCUACGCGUUCCCUUCCCCGAAAGACUUCGUUUUGGAGAUGAACUACAACUUGGGAUUCACGCACGGGGACUACAACGGCAGCUCGCUUUGCUUGUUGGGGCGUAUCGCCCCGACGUCGAUCGUGAACGAGAUGGCGAUUGUUGGCGGGACGGGGGUUUUCCGGUUCGCUAGUGGAUACGCCGUCGCCAAAAGGGUCGUGCUUGAUUUCAAGGCUCAGCUUGUUGUUAGGGAGUUUAACGUUUAUGUCUCGCAUUAUUAA